GGGCACGCGCGAGCGUUGUCGCGCAGGUCGGAUUAAAAAAAAAUCUCUGUGGACAAGAAGCCAUUGUGCGCGAGCCUGUGGAGGAUUUAAUUCAUUAAUUCCCCCCCACCCCCCACCCCCGUGAUAUAAAGAGGUUUUUUUUCUUUUUUCUUCUAUGUGACUGAGCUCACAGCAUGGGGACACUGCUGUUAUUUGCUGCCCUGCAGGUGGUGACGGUCGCUGUGGUGACUGCAGGCUGCCCGGUGGUUUGUGAGUGUCCAGCGGGACCCCCGUCAUGUCCCCCGGGUGUCAGCUCGGUGCCGGACGGCUGCGGCUGCUGCAAGGUGUGUGCAGCCCAGCUCAACCAGGACUGCCACGAAGGACGGCCCUGUGACCACCACAAAGGCCUGGAGUGCAACUAUGGCAAUGAUGUGGGCCGUACCCACGGCAUCUGCAGGGCCAAGGCCGAGGGCCGCUCCUGCGAAUACAACGGGCGGAUUUAUCAAAAUGGCGAGAAUUUCCGCGCUGGCUGCAAGCACCAGUGCACCUGCAUCGAUGGAGCGGUGGGCUGUGUGCCCCUUUGCCCCAGCCACGUGCCCCUGGCGUCCCCGGCCUGUCCUGCCCCACAGCUGGUCAAGGUGCCCGGUCAGUGCUGCCUGAGCAUCGACUGCCACAAGGGAACCACCGCCGUGGACCCAGCGCACCGGCGACCGCCACCUCCGGCUUACCGGCCUUACCCGUUCAUUCCCUACCCGGCCUACCCCUUCCCCAAGCCGUAUCCAAAACAAUACAGGAAGCUGUACCCCUACAAACCCAAGAAGGAGAAGGACACGGGGAUGGGGAACGAGCUGGUGGAGGUGGGGCGCAAGUGGGACAAGCCACGUGGAAUCAAGCAGCUGGCGGCCUGGAGGCAGAUGGGAGGCCAGUGUGUGGUUCAGACUACUUCCUGGUCCCAGUGUUCCCGGAGCUGUGGGAUGGGCGUGUCCUCUCGUGUUACCAAUGACAAUGCCCGCUGUAAGCUGAUAAAGGAGACGCGUCUGUGCAACGUUCGGCCCUGCAGCUCCAUGUCCAACCCUGUCAAGAAAGGUAGAAAGUGCUCUCGCACCCAUAAGGCCCCGGAGCCGCACCGCCUGUCGUACGCCGGCUGCAGGAGCACGCGCCUUUACAGGCCCAACUACUGCGGCGUGUGCAAGGACGGACGCUGCUGCUCGCCCCGCCGCACGCGCACCGCCAGCGUGACCUUCGCCUGCCCCGACGGCGAGCGCUUCAACAGGUCUGUGAUGUUCAUCCAGUCCUGCAAGUGCAGCGACGAGUGCAACCAUCUCAAUGAGGCCGCCCUGCCGCCACAGCGAUGGCUCUAUGGAGACACACACAAGUUCAUCGACUAACGGCGUCCCCCGUAGUCCCCCCCCCCUACAUUCCUUAAAACACACACAAAAAAAAAUAAUUUGAUUCCCCCUAGAUUAGAAUAGCUUAGUAUAUCUAUCUAGAAAGGUGCACACAUGAUCAUCAUCUUUUAUGGAAAUUGAAUUGGGGAGGAAUGGGGAGAAUCAUCUCCAGCUUGGAAAGAGAGGGGUGACCGGCCCCUGCUUCAUAAUGACAUGGAUGCAACCAGCCGCCAUGUUGCUGCCAUGCACCAACUGUCCUCUAAACUCUGAGACUUUUAUUGGGGGGACAAUGGACCAAGUUGGCACAGAUUCACAUUCACAGAUUAACGGCGCUUUGGAGCUGGAAGCAUCGGUGUGUGCGCGCUCCACUCGACAUCUGAGGACUGGUAAACCAAACGAAGACGCACAGAGACAACUUGGCAGAAAAGACUGGGGCCCGUGACGGUGUAAGAUGGAGGGGCAUCUCACAUGCUCCGACAGAAGCGUGGUGUGUGUGUGUCUUUUUUAUGGUAUUUAUUCAUUGGUAUUUAUUGUUGGGAUGUACAUGAUGACACUGUGGUCUGCCACCAUGGAAGGUGGUCCUGCUACAUGUAUGUUUGGAGAAUCAGUGUGGCUGAACAUGGAUCUGAGAGGGACAGAGCAGCUGUCAGCCACAAAACAGAGGAGACGACUCCUGGGCUUGAACCCUGGGGGUAGAUCAGAGGUCACAGCAGUCAAAUACAUACAUCUAUUGAUGGACGAUGAUGGCUAAAGGACAAGAGGUGGUGCCUCGUGGUUUACAGCUUUGUGUUUAAACAUCUGAACUCAUCCCCUGAUUUGCCUGCACGUGAAACUGAGACAUUUAGCAAGCACCACAAGAACAAGCCUGGGAUUCUGGCGUCAAGAAGUUGACCACCUAAUUCUGCGUAAAUUACAAUCCUCACUCCGAGGGACAAAAAUCGGCCACUCUCUGGUUUGCUGUAAAAAUACGAUUUGAAAACUUGCUUGAAACUGAGUCAACAUGUAAUUUGUGACUGGCGGGCGGAGACGCUCUGGUGGCCAAUCUGGCCUGUAAUCGAGCAACACUGCAACAACACAAUGACACAUGCGUCUCCGUGCUUAAGUGGCGGCUAUUUGUGACAAACGGCGGGCACUGAUGCCCACUGUCGCCAGUGGACGUCAGUGUUAGAGACAGAGAGGAGGCUCUGUGGCCGUGCAGAGGACAGAGCCCAGACAUGAGCAAGAACUUGACUCCAAGUUCCUAAUAAAGACACAACUGAAGGAGAGGAGUUGUGGAAUAUUCUCUCAUUUUGUGACUGAGACUGUGCAUAAUGACCGACAAACACCAGCAUCGUCCUUGACUGACAGCUGGGUUCAAGUACAUGCACCUUAGCACAGCGCUUAUUCGUUGCCUUUUCUCGUCGACCCAUUCUCAUGUGAAUGAAAGAGGAAAAUGCAGAGAGGUCAUUUCAAACUGAUUUUUAGUUUUACUGCAGAUGCAUAUACAUAUUCUGAUUUGGUGAUUCUAAAUCAUUUGUACCAUUUUAUGACCUGAUGUUGUGCCAUAACACAGUGGCUUAGCUGUUGAGACUUUUGCAUUUUCUACCAUCUUGUUGAUACUAACUAUAGGCUUUUGUUUUUUAGUUCUUAAAACUCUACAGACGAUUAAAGGACGUUUGGAAAAUGUUUGCAAAAACUGUCCACAUAGAUGCUGUGGUUUUUGUACUGUAUGUCUAGAUUUGUUACAGGAUACUAUAGAGCAGCUACAUACUAUAUGUACAUAUGCAUCAAUACCUUCUUUGUAGUUCUGUCUGCUGUAUAAGAGCCACGUUUUUUUGACCAAGUAAUGCUGUCAUAGUCCACGUAUAGUUCUGAUUCUGUAUGAGUACAGAAUUGAAAAGCAUGCUGACUGUAUGUCUACUAGUGACCAUCAAACGUGUAACUACAAAGUCAUGCUUUUUGGCUUACUCAGUCAAAACACAAUUGCCCAUGUUGUUCACAAAUUCUUCUCUGGAUGUUUUUCAUAUAUUUCAAUUGCAUUUGAAUAAAGACAUUUUCACCGUGUA
Messenger RNA from Solea senegalensis (Senegalese sole), 3412 nucleotides. Its product is annotated as CCN family member 1. Gene Ontology annotation, molecular function: protein binding. Gene Ontology annotation, biological process: signal transduction. NCBI's taxonomy places the organism in Eukaryota, Metazoa, Chordata, Actinopteri, Pleuronectiformes, Soleidae. The transcript has 5 exons. Gene Ontology annotation, cellular component: extracellular region. The record is from RefSeq and is a predicted model, not a curated record. Bases 174 to 1367 code for a protein of 397 amino acids.